Messenger RNA from Pipra filicauda (Wire-tailed manakin), 3894 nucleotides. RefSeq lists its product as uncharacterized. Gene Ontology annotation, cellular component: preribosome, large subunit precursor. The transcript has 21 exons. NCBI's taxonomy places the organism in Eukaryota, Metazoa, Chordata, Aves, Passeriformes, Pipridae. Gene Ontology annotation, molecular function: rRNA binding. The record is from RefSeq and is a predicted model, not a curated record. Gene Ontology annotation, biological process: rRNA processing; ribosomal large subunit assembly. The coding region runs from base 57 to 3737 and encodes 1226 amino acids.
AAAUUCGGGAUUUCCAGCCCUUCUGGGCUCCCAAAAAGCGGCGACUGGGAGCCCGAAUGUCCCGAAAUUUGGGGUCUCGCCCCCCCUUUCCCCCCCCUUUCCCCCCCCAGAGCCGCCACCAGCGGCGGGAACGCGCCGUGGCGCGGGAGCGCGCGGAGCGCGAGUUCGGCACCGUCCCGCACUCGUUCGUGUUCCCGCGGGGCAGAGUCGGGAGGAGCCUGCGGGGGCUCGGGCAGGACCUGCGGAGGGUCAUGGAGCCCUACACGGCCCGCGCGCUGCAGGUCCGGAAGAACAAUUCCCUGCGGGACCUGGUGGCCGUGGCCGGGCCUUUGGGGGUCUCCCAUUUCCUGGUGCUCAGCAAGACCCCCACCAGCAUCAACCUGAAGCUUUUCCGGCUCCCAGGGGGUCCCACCCUGACCUUCAAAGUGCUGCAGUAUUCCCUGAUCCGGGACGUGGUCUCUGCUCUCCGGAGGCACCGGAUGCACGAGCAGCAGUUCUCCCACCCCCCUCUCCUGGUGCUCAGCAACUUCGGGCUCCCCCAGAUCCACGUCAAGCUCAUGGCCGGGAUGUUCCAGGGGAUGUUCCCGGCCCUCAACGUCCACAGGGUCAAUCUCAACUCCAUCCGUCGCUGUUUGCUCCUCACCUUCGACUCGGAGUCGCAGCUCCUGGAAUUCCGGCACUACAGUGUGAAGGUGGUUCCCGUGGGGGUCAGUCGGGGGCUCCGGAAGCUUCUCCAGGAGAAAUUCCCGAACCUCAGUCGGCUCCAGGACGUCAGUGACCUGCUCCUGGGGGAGGUGGCCCUGUCGGAGAGCGAGGCCGAGCAGGACGGGACCCACAACGUGCUGGAGCUGCCCCAGGACUGCGCCGGGAGGGGCAACCAGGGGGGCCAGCAGAGCGCUGUGAGGCUGACUGAGAUCGGGCCUCGCCUGACGCUGCAGUUGGUGAAGGUGGAGGAGGGGCUGGGCCAGGGCAGCGUCCUGUACCACGGGCUGGUGCACAGGUCGGAGGAGGAGCUGCAGCGGCUGCAGCAGCGCCGGGAGCAGAAGCUGCAGCUCAAGGCCCAGCGGAGGCGGAAACAGGAGCAGGACCUGGAGAGGAAACGGCACCUGAGGCACCUGAACAGGGAGCGCAGCCUGGCCGGGAUGCGACGCCGGCAGGGCCAGGCCGGGACAGGUGACGGUGCCAGGACAGGUGACAAGGAGGGUGACAGCGACGUCGAGGACCCCGGCGCACCUGAGCCAGGUGUGGCCACGCCCUCGGAGGACGAGGACGACGCCGAGUACUACAGACAGGAGGUGGGGGAGGAGCCCGACACAGAUUUGUUCCCCACCAAGAGGAAACGAAGCCCCUCGGGCGCUUCCCGACCCCGGAAACGGCGGAGGCAGAGCCGGGAGACCCCGAAAUCCCACCCAAACACCCCCAAAUCCCACAGAAACAACCCCAAAUCCCACCCAAACACCCCCAAAUCCCACAGAAACAACCCCAAAUCCCACCCAGGACACCCCAAAUCCCACAGAAACACCCCCAAAUCCCACCCAAACAACCCCAAAUCCCACCCAGGACAUCCCAAAUCCCACAAAACCACCCCAAAAUCCCACCUGGGGACCCCCAAAUCCCACCCAGGGACCCCAAAAUCCCACCCAAAAAAACCCAAAUCCCACAAAAACACCCCUAAAUCCCACCCGGGACCCCCCAGAUCCCACCCAAAGAACCCCAAGUGCCACAACCCCCCCCCAAAAUCCCGCCCAGGACCCCCCAAAUCCCAUAAAACCCCCCCAAAAUCCCAUAACCCCCCCCCAAAAUCCCACCCCAGGCCGAAGGUUCGGGGGCAGCUCCUGGGGAGGAGGAAAACCGGGAUUUUCCAACGUCCUGGAAGGGCCAGAAAGGGGAAAAAGCCCUCCUCCAAUGGGGAGGCGCGUUGCUGGGGGGUUUGCCCGGCGGGUGGCGGCGGCGGCGGGGCCAAGAUGGCGGCGGCGGUGUCGGGGAGCGGGCCCGGAGCGGGGCCCGGGCGGGAGCCCCGAGCGGCGCCCGAGGAAGGGCCGGCGGGGCCCGGGCGGGAGCCCCGAGCGGGGCCCGAAGAGCCGCCGGCGGGGCCCGGGCGCGCCCCCGAGGAGGAGCUGCCGCCGCUCCCCCCCGCCGAGGUGCGGAGCCGCCUGGAGCGCAGCGCGAGGCAGUUCCGCAACCGGCGGAAGGUGCUGAUCAGGGGGUUACCGCCCGACGUGACCAACCAGGAGGUCCACGACCUGCUGAGUGACUACGAGCUCAAGUAUUGCUUCGUGGACAAGUACAAAGGAACGGCCUUCGUGACCCUGCUGACGGCCGACCAGGCCGACUCCGCCGUGCGUCGCUUCCACGGCUCCCGGCUGCGGGAUCGGGAGCUGCGGGUGCAGCUGCAGCCCCCGGACUCGCUGCUGUGCGUGGCCAACCUGCCGCGGCUGCUGUCGCAGCAGCACUUCGAGGAGCUGGUGCGGCCCUUCGGGAACGUGGAGCGCUGUUUCCUGGUGUACAGCGAGCGGACGGGCCAUUCCAAAGGGUACGGGUUCGUGGAGUACAUGAAGAAGGACUCGGCGGCCCGGGCCAAGUCGGCGCUGCUGGGCCGGCGCCUGGGCACCAGGAGCCUCUUCGUGCACUGGGUGGAGUCGGCCCAGCCCGGCCCGGAGCUGCUCCACUCCCGCUGCCUCUGCGUGGAGAAGCUGCCCCACAACUUCAGCGACCUGGACAGGCUGCGAGGGGUCUUCGGGGCCAUCCGGGAGCCCACCUUCUGUCAGCUGGCCUACGGCCAGGACGGGGCCCUGAAGGGCUUUGCUGUCCUGGAACUGGAGUCCCCGGAAUGGGCCGAGCGAGUCCAGGAGGCCACGGACGGGAUCCCCCUGGCCGGGAACCACAUCCGGGUGUCCUUCUGUGCCCCCGGCCCCCCCGGCAGGAGCACCCUGGCCGCCCUCAUCGCCGCCCAGGCCACGGCCCUGAACCGCGGGAAGGGGCUGCUUCCCGAGCCCAGCAUCCUGCAGAUCCUGCAGAGCCUCGGGAAUCCCACGUCCCUGCAGCUCCUGCUGCCCGCCCUGCUGCACCCCGGGAAGCAGGCAGGAAUUCUGGGAGCUGCCCCUUCCCUGCCCCUGGUGCCCAGCCCGGCCCUUCCCACGGCGCUGCUCCAGCUGGCCCUGCACGGCCAUUCCCAGAAGCCGGGAAUUCUGGGCGAGUCCCCGCUGGGCUCCCUCCCCCUGGGCCUGGCCCCGGCCCAGCCCCCCGGGAAGCUCCUGGCAGACAUUCCUGCAGGAGGGCCCCUGCCCGGGGACCUGGCGGGGGGCCCCGGCAAAUCCCCCGGCAUUCCCGCCGGGAACGCGGCCCUGGCGUCCUUCCUGGCCCAGGUGGGGGCGGAGCGGGACAAGCUGGGAACGGGAGCGGGAGCAGCCGGGACCCCCCCGGGACCCCCCCCCGGGCUGGGACACGGAGCUGCCAUUCCCAAAUCCAAGGGGGAGGUGUCGCUGCUGGGGGAGCCCCCCAAGGAGUUCCAGCUGCCCCUCAACCCCUUCCUGAACCUGCGGAGCCUCCUGCCCGGCCCGGGAGCUGCUUCCAAAGGGUUCCAGGGCAAACCCGGGGCCCUGGGGGGUCCCUCAGCCCCCCCCCGGGUCCCCCCCAGCGACCCCCCCCUGCUGCCCCCCCCCUCCGGAGACGCCUUCGGCUUCGACUUCCAGCCGGUGGGUCGGGAAUUUGGGCUGAGAUCCAGGGAAUUGGGGUGAGAUCCAGGGAUUUGGGAGUGAGAUCCAGGGAUUUGGGGUGAGAUCCAGGGAUUUGGGGUGAGAUCCAGGGAUUUGGGGUGAGAUCCAGGGAUUUGGGGUGAGAUCCAGGGAUUUGGGCUGAGAUCCAGGGAUUUGGGGUGAGAUCCAGGGAUUUGGG